Messenger RNA from Scylla paramamosain (green mud crab), 1384 nucleotides. RefSeq lists its product as uncharacterized. NCBI's taxonomy places the organism in Eukaryota, Metazoa, Arthropoda, Malacostraca, Decapoda, Portunidae. The coding region runs from base 112 to 816 and encodes 234 amino acids. The record is from RefSeq and is a predicted model, not a curated record. The transcript has 6 exons.
GUCCGUGUGUCUGCCCAGUGAAUGAGAGGAGCAGUAGAGACCAGCCAGCCUGCCCUAGCCACCCACACUAUAUAAAGGGGAGGUGCGGGAUGGUUCUGGGCAGUCACCAUCAUGAGGCACUACACUGCACUACUCCUCGCUGUGCUGGGGGCGGGCUGUUGCAGUCUGGUAGCGGCCCAGUACUACGACCCGAUCGAAAGUGACAAUGGACUGUACUGGCGAGGGGAAUACGGGGAGAUGGACAUCUGUCAUCACGACAAAAACUUCACUUACACUUACGCUCUGGACUUCAAGUUUGACGACCUGAAUGACCUGGACAAUGUUGGCGGGAAUGGAGUGAAGCUGUACUGCCGCGACGACGCUGGCUCCAUCUCAGGCUACGUGACAAGUCUUGAGGGGAAGAGAGGCGAAUGGCAAGGCAUCCACUCCUGCCCUCUACACGUGUUCUUCAAUGGGUUCCGCCUGCGAGUGUUCCCCGAUCAGGGCACGUGGGGAGACGACUUUGCGGUAGACAACAUUCAGAUGGCUUGCGAGGACGGCACGAUCAUUGACGGGAUUGAUGGAAUUCUGCCCGAGAAGGAAGAGACGGAGGAGGGAGUGGAAGAGAAGAGCGUCUUAAGGCAAUGGGUGGAUAAGGUGGAGCGCAAGAUAGAAGUCAUUAGAUACAACAUAGAUAAGACGAGGAUCCACGGGGAAUGGGGCUCGUGGGUCUACUGCUCGCCUGGCAUGAACGUGGUCGGGAUAAGAACCGUGGUGGAGGACGGCCACAUCGAUGACGACGCGGGGCUCACCGAUGUCACUCUGUACUGUGCCUAAUAAACUCGAGAACCUUCACCCGCCAGGACAAACUUUCAGAACCUAUAAAACUUGCAUUAAUCAUACUUAUGUCACCAGUACGCUAACCUAACUUUACUCAACAUUAUGUAACCUAACCUUAAUCAACCUAACUCGACAACCCUCACCCAGCAGGCAAACUUUCAGAACCUAACCUAACCAGCAUUACUGAUACUUACGUCACCAGCACGCUAACCUAACCUAAUUAUACAACCAGCAUGCAAAACAAAACCUACUUAACCUACAGAACUAGUAUUUAUGCCAGCAACACCCUAUGUAACUACCCUGGUAUGAAAGGCAGUUCGUAUACUAUCACACCAAUACUAGUACUCACAGAAGCAUCCCAGCAUAGCAAAUAGAAGCUCCAGUACUAUUGACACCAGCACUAACAUACCAUAAGUACCUAAACCUAGUGUGAAAGUGGUUACAAUAUUAGUACUGUAUUCUCACCAUUCCUUAACAACGCCUCAGUGUAACCAUGACCCAUUCUACCUACCUACUUCCUGAACCGUAAAAAGCCUUGAUGUAUUAAUAAAAUCUUUGAAUAAAA